AUGUCUACAAAUUUUGCUAUUGAUUCUUUGUCGAAUAAACCAGAUUCAUUUGAUGAAAAGGAUGAGAAAUCUAAACCUCCGUCUUAUACAUCAUAUUUGGUUAACAAAUGCUUGAAUGUUAAUGAAUCUCAUAAAACAAAAGAUUCAUAUGAUAAGGGGUUUUCAUCACUUAAGAUGCAAGGAGGAGAUAUUCACCGAAAUAUUUAUCGGUGGAAAGAAAAUGUCAAUUCUCAACAUUAUGUAAAAUCUCGCUCGCAGUCUUUUAAUCUAUCUAAUUUAAAUGACAACAUGUUUUCUCCCAUUAAUAUGUCUCAACUUCAAUCUCCAGGGGGAUUUAGACGGGGCUAUAUUCAAAUGGAAGGAAAUAAAAUAGAUGAUACACAGACUAGUCCUAAAUAUUUAAGUUUUUUGGAAUUUCUAGAUUUAUACUGGAAGUUUUUUGGUGAAAAUUUAAAAUAUUAUGAAAAUAAGCAUUUAACUAAUAAUGCGGAUAAUGCACAAAAGUCUCGAGAGUCUUUGCCGUUAUUAUCUAUUUCUGAAAAUCCUUGUACAGCUGAUUUACAUAAAGAUAGAAAAAUGGAUAUUUUUAAAGCAAUUCUUUUACUUUUGAAAUCAUUUGUUGGCACUGGUGUAUUAUUUUUACCAAAAGCUUUUUCUUAUGGAGGAAUGUUGUUUUCCCCAAUUAUCCUUGUCGGAGUUGCUCUUCUUUCUUUGUACUGUUUUAUAGUUUUGAUAAAAAUUCGAGCUAUUAUUCCUGGUAGUUAUGGAGACAUGGGAUAUGCUAUUUAUGGUCCAAUAAUGAAAUUUAUUAUUUUAUUAUCUAUUGCAUUAUCUCAGAUUUUAUUUGGAUCAGCGUAUACCAUUUUUGUUUCAGAAAAUAUAAGUGCACUUAUAAAGUCAAUUACAUCAAAGCAGUAUUAUGUUAGUCCUAAAUGGUUAAUAUUCUCUCAGUUCAUUAUUUUUGUUCCGUUUGUAUUAAUAAGAAACAUUUCAAAACUUUCAACGCUAGCUUUGAUAGCAGAUGUUUUAAUUCUAUUAGGAAUAGCCUAUUUAUACUAUGUCCUUAUUUUUACUUUAACCACACAAGGGUUAAAUGAUAUAACUAUUCUUAAUACUUCUAGUUUUUCAUUUUUCAUUGGGACAGCUGUACUUUCUUUUGAAAGCAUUGGUUUGAUUCUUCCAAUAGCAGAAUCAAUUACUCAGCCAAAAAAUGUUUAUUUUAUUCUAUAUCUUGUAAUGGCUAUAGUUACUGUUGUUUUCACAUCUGUAGGUAUUUUGGGUUAUGCAGCAUAUGGAUCUAAAGUACAUACAUUGAUUUUUUUAAACAUGCUUCAAAGUAAAGUUUCAAUGAUUAUUCAAAUUUUAUAUUGCAUUGCCGUAAUGUUAUCAACUCCUUUGCAAUUAUUUCCUGCAAUAAAAAUAAUUGAAAGUAAAUUACUUACUGGAAGUGGAAGGCUUAAUCCAUAUGUACGUUGGAAGAAAAAUUUCCUUAGAGUUAUAGUAGUAUUAAUUAUGGCAUUAAUUGCAUGGAGUGGUUCUAAGAAUUUAGAGAGAUUUAUUUCUCUUGUCGGUUCUAUUGCAUGCAUUCCAUUAGUGUAUAUGUACCCAUCGUUAUUACAUCUUAAAGUUUGUGCAAAACAAACAUGGUCAAAAAUAUGUGAUAUAUCAGUUUGUUUAAUAGGUGCAUUUGCGAUGAUUUAUGUAACUAUUGUUACUAUCCAAUCUCUUCAUUGA
Messenger RNA from Pneumocystis jirovecii RU7, 1734 nucleotides. RefSeq lists its product as uncharacterized. The transcript has 12 exons. Gene Ontology annotation, biological process: amino acid transmembrane transport. Lineage: Eukaryota; Fungi; Ascomycota; Pneumocystomycetes; Pneumocystales; Pneumocystaceae. The record is from RefSeq and is a predicted model, not a curated record. Gene Ontology annotation, molecular function: amino acid transmembrane transporter activity. Bases 1 to 1734 code for a protein of 577 amino acids.